AUGGCUCCUGGAAUGUCCCUUUUCUCCGUCAACGCGAUCCUCAUCCUCAGCACGGAGGACGGAUCGCGGUUAUUCUCCAAGUACUACACCGCACCCCACCACGGCCCCUCGGCGACACAGAAGGACGACAAGAAUGUGCUCUUAGGAAGUUCCUCCAGCAAUCCCUAUCCCGAUGUCAAGUCGCAAAAGGCUUUCGAGAAGGGUCUCCUCGACAAGACGGCUAAGCAGACCGGCGAUAUCAUCUUGUACGAUAACCGGAUCGUUCUUUACAAGAUGGAGUCAGACGUUAUGAUGUAUGUCGUUGGAGGGGUUGAUGAGAAUGAAGUUCUGCUUUACAAUGUCAUUCUGGCACUGAGGGACUCCCUCCACCUCCUCUUCAAGCAAUCCGUCGACAAGCGCACAAUCGUCGAGAACUACGACCUUGUUUCCCUCGCAAUUGACGAGAUCGUGGAUGAUGGUAUCAUUCUUGAAACCGACCCAACUAUCAUCGUGCAAAGAGUCAGCAAGGCGCCGGCGCAGGAUGUGGACCUCCGCCGCAUCGAUCUCAGCGAACAGGGUGUCAACAACCUCGCCCAACUGGGCAAGUCGAAAUUGGCGGAUUGGCUGCGGCAAGGCUUGUAG
Messenger RNA from Colletotrichum truncatum, 621 nucleotides. RefSeq names its product coatomer zeta subunit. Gene Ontology annotation, biological process: intracellular protein transport; intra-Golgi vesicle-mediated transport; retrograde vesicle-mediated transport, Golgi to endoplasmic reticulum. Lineage: Eukaryota; Fungi; Ascomycota; Sordariomycetes; Glomerellales; Glomerellaceae. The record is from RefSeq and is a predicted model, not a curated record. Gene Ontology annotation, cellular component: COPI vesicle coat.